CGCUCGGACGCGCACAGCCAGCGCGCCGCGUAGCCCGCGCGUCCCGUCCGGCCCCGGCUGCGCCUCGAAAGAGGGAGGCUCUGGCCGCUCGCUGCCGGCGGGCGUCGGCUGUGUCGGGAGCGCGCCCGCCCGCCCCUCAGCUGCCCGGCCGGCAGCGGGAGAAGCGCGCACCAUGAGCGGCGGCGAAGUGGUCUGCUCCGGAUGGCUCCGCAAGUCCCCCCCGGAGAAGAAGUUGAAGCGUUAUGCAUGGAAGAGGAGAUGGUUUGUGUUACGCAGUGGUCGCUUAACUGGAGAUCCAGAUGUCUUGGAAUAUUACAAAAAUGAUCAUGCCAAGAAGCCUAUCCGUAUUAUUGAUUUAAACUUAUGUCAGCAAGUUGAUGCUGGGUUGACAUUUAAUAAAAAAGAGUUUGAAAACAGCUACAUUUUUGAUAUCAACACCAUUGACCGAAUAUUCUACUUGGUAGCAGACAGUGAGGAAGAGAUGAAUAAGUGGGUUCGUUGUAUUUGUGACAUCUGUGGGUUUAAUCCUACAGAAGAAGAUCCUGUGAAGCCACCUGGCGGCUCCCUACAAGUGCCAGCUGAUUUACCUUUAGCUGUAAAUACAGCACCACCGUCCGCCCAGGUGGAUUCAUCCUCCGCUGUCGCACCACCUCCGUACCAGCUCAUUAACCUACCACCACACCUAGAAACCCUCGGCAUCCAGGAGGAUCCUCAAGACUACCUCUUGCUAAUCAACUGUCAAAGCAAGAAGCCUGAACCCACCAGAACACACACUGAUUCUGCAAAAUCCACCUCUUCUGAAACAGACUGCAAUGAUAACGUCCCUUCUCAUAAAAAUCCUGCUUCCUCCCAGAACAAACAUGGAGUGAAUGGCUUUUUUCAGCAGCAAAUGAUGUAUGACUCUCCUCCGCCUCGUGCUGCAUCUGUUUCUGUAGACUCCAGCCUUUAUAACCUGCCCAGGAGUUACUCCCACGAUGUUUUACCAAAGGUGUCUCCAUCGAGUACCGAGGCAGAUGGAGAACUCUAUGUUUUUAAUACCCCAUCUGGGACAUCGAGUGUAGAGACUCAAAUGAGGCAUGUAUCUAUUAGUUACGACAUUCCUCCAACACCUGGUAAUACUUAUCAGAUUCCACGAACAUUUCCAGACGGAACUUUGGGACAGACGUCAAAACUAGACACUAUUCCAGAUAUUCCUCCACCUCGGCCACCGAAACCACAUCCAGCUCAUGACCGAUCUCCUGUGGAAACGUGCAGUAUCACACGCACAGCCUCAGAUACUGACAAUAGUUACUGUAUCCCUACAGCAGGGAUGCCACCAUCACGUAGUAAUACCAUUUCCACUGUGGAUUUGAACAAAUUGCGAAAAGAUGCUAGUUCUCAAGACUGCUAUGAUAUUCCACGAACAUUUCCAAGUGACAGAUCUAGUUCACUUGAAGGCUUCCAUAACCACUUUAAAAUCAAAAAUAUAUUGACAGUGGGAAGCGUAUCAAGUGAAGAACUAGAUGAAAAUUACGUCCCAAUGAAUCCCAAUUCUCCUCCACGACAACAUUCCAGCAGUUUUACAGAACCAAUUCAGGAAGCAAAUUAUGUGCCAAUGACUCCGGGAACAUUUGAUUUUUCUUCAUUUGGAAUGCAAGUUCCUCCUCCUGCUCAUAUGGGCUUCCGGUCCAGCCCAAAGACCCCUCCCCGAAGGCCAGUUCCUGUUGCAGACUGUGAACCACCCCCCGUGGAUAGGAACCUCAAGCCUGACAGAAAAGGUCAAAGUCCUAAAAUUUUAAGACCCAAACCCCAUGGUUUAGAGCGAACUGAUUCACAAACCAUAGGUGACUUUGCUACAAGGAGAAAGGUCAAGCCAGCACCUUUAGAAAUAAAACCUUUGCCGGAAUGGGAAGAGCUACAAGCUCCAGUUAGAUCUCCCAUCACUAGGAGUUUUGCUCGAGACUCCUCUAGGUUUCCCUUGUCUCCCCGACCGGACUCAGUGCACAGCACAACUUCAAGCAGUGACUCCCACGACAGUGAAGAGAAUUAUGUUCCCAUGAACCCAAACCUGUCCAGCGAGGACUCAAAUCUUUUUGGCAGUAAUAGUCUUGAUGGAAGAAGCAGUCCUAUGGUCAAGCCCAAAGGAGACAAACAAGUGGAAUACCUAGAUCUAGAUUUAGAUUCUGGGAAAUCCACACCACCACGUAAGCAAAAGAGCAGUGGCUCGGGCAGCAGUGUGGCUGAUGAGAGAGUAGAUUAUGUUGUGGUUGACCAACAGAAGACCUUGGCUCUAAAGAGCACCCGGGAAGCCUGGACAGACGGGAGACAGUCCACAGAAUCGGAAACACCAGCCAAGAUUGUGAAAUGAAAAUACUGCUUUGCUGAUUCUGAACAAAAGGGAACUGAAUUGUACAGAUAAAUCCUGUUUAACUGAAGAAGACUUGACACUUCUAGAUAGAUCCUCAACUGAGUAGAAUUGAAGUCAAAGGACCUUUCAGACAUAAUCAAACAAUUUAAACUGUAAAUGGUGCUUUGUGGUAUCUGAACAAUUCAUAACAUGUAAAUAAUAUGGGAAAAUAGUGUUGUUUAGCUCCCAGAGAAACAUUUGUUCCAUAGUUAACUCACUAGUAGUAUUACUGUAUUUAUGUACUUUUUCAUUUAAAACAUUGGUUUGGGUAUUCCCAAAUGUUCCAUAACAUAAUUCCUUUGGGAGUUCUUGUUUUUCCUCACACUACUCUAUAUAACAAUACUAAGUUAACUAAGCUACUUUUAGAUUUGGAAAUUGCUCUUUAAAGUGCACUCUAACAACAUUAAAAUGAGAAGUAGAUCCACAAUUUACCUUUCUACCCGAAACUUCAGGUGAUAACCAUUAGCUUAAACUACGGAGUACAGUUGGACUCAUCAUUCACUGCCUUCCAGAAUGCUGCGGAUAAUCAUGUACUGGUGUCAGGAGCUAAUUCUCUGGUUCAUGUACGUUUAGUUUUCAGUGGUGGAACUUUAUUAUAUUUUGUUUAUUACAGUGUUUUUCAUUCAUUGAGUGAAGAUUCUGCCAGGUGGGGUCUUGCACCUUGGAAAGACUGAAUAAUUACACUGUCAAAUAAGACUGUAGAUCACUUACAGCAUGCAGUGAUGAUGUGCUCUCACACUUGUUAACGUGUAUUAAACUUUACAUUAUUUGCAAAACGUAGGUUAUGUAACUAAUCAGGUACGUACUAGGCACCGAUGUGCUAAUACACUGAUCAGGUUUAGACAAUGAGCUUUAGUUGUGUUCUUGUAAGUCCUAAUAUUGGUUUCCAGUUUGGAUCUAAUGAAACAUUCACUGUUAGUUAUAGCAUCAUACUGUGAUUUUUUUUAAUUAGACAGUAAUUCAGAUUUAUUACUCUUAAGAAUGAAAUUCUAUCUUUUGACACCAUAGUGCCCUAUGAUUUUUUUAACUUUACUUUAUAUUCUUCUUGGCCUUAUAUUUAAAUCCCUAUGCAAUUAAUAUUUUAUAUCUACAUUUAAAAAAAAUAGAUGUUCUAUAAGUGAUUCUCAUAUGUAGCACUUAUUGCUUUUCCAGUAAAAGAAUUAAGGAUUUUGUACUGUGAUUUCUAUUCACUGCCCUAAUUCAAGAAAUAUUGAAGCAUUGCUAUAAUGUGAAAUCUUAAGUCAUGGACCUCUUCCAACCAGAUAUCUGAAAUGACCUAAGGAAUUAUAUAAUUCUUUCUCACCUAUAA
This is a messenger RNA of Lutra lutra (Eurasian river otter), 3695 nucleotides long. RefSeq names its product GRB2 associated binding protein 1 (gene GAB1). The record is from RefSeq and is a predicted model, not a curated record. The transcript has 11 exons. NCBI's taxonomy places the organism in Eukaryota, Metazoa, Chordata, Mammalia, Carnivora, Mustelidae. The coding region runs from base 173 to 2347 and encodes 724 amino acids.